Messenger RNA from Choloepus didactylus (southern two-toed sloth), 1747 nucleotides. Its product is annotated as charged multivesicular body protein 1b-like. NCBI's taxonomy places the organism in Eukaryota, Metazoa, Chordata, Mammalia, Pilosa, Megalonychidae. Gene Ontology annotation, cellular component: multivesicular body; ESCRT III complex. The coding region runs from base 1 to 600 and encodes 199 amino acids. The transcript has a single exon. Gene Ontology annotation, biological process: endosome transport via multivesicular body sorting pathway; late endosome to vacuole transport; protein transport. The record is from RefSeq and is a predicted model, not a curated record.
AUGUCCAACAUGGAAAAACACCUGUUCAACCUGAAGUUUGCGGCCAAAUUGCUGAGCAGGAGUGCCAAGAAAUGCGACAAAGAGGAAAAGGCCGAAAAGGCCAAGAUUAAAAAGGCCAUUCAGAAAGGCAACAUGGAAGUGGCAAGGAUACACGCGGAAAACGCCAUCCGCCAGAAGAACCAGGCGGUGAAUUUCCUGAGGACGAGUGCGCGGGUGGACGCGGUGGCCGCCCGAGUCCAGACGGCGGUGACGAUGGGCAAGGUGACCAAGUCCAUGGCCGGCGUGGUCAAGUCGAUGGACGCGACGUUGAAGACCAUGAACCUGGAGAAGAUCUCCGCCCUGAUGGACAAAUUCGAGCACCAGUUUGAGACGCUGGACGUGCAGACGCAGCAGAUGGAAGACACGAUGAGCAGCACGACGACGCUGACCACUCCCCAGGGCCAAGUGGAUAUGCUGCUCCAGGAAAUGGCAGACGAGGCCGGCCUCGACCUCAACAUGGAGCUGCCGCAGGGGCAGACCGGCUCGGUGGGCACGAGCGUGGCCUCGGCCGAGCAGGAUGAGCUGUCGCAGAGACUGGCCCGCCUGCGGGAUCAAGUGUGAUGACGGAACCCACCCUGCGGCUUCCCGGCCGCAGCCACCUUCAGGUAUACAGAGAGCCACCUUUGCCCUCUGUAUAUUACGGAGAUACGAUACACUAGAGAUUGAACAUACCUGAAUGCUGAAAUGCUCUCUAUUUAAGAUGCUUCUAUCUUUGGGUUUACGGCGCUCACCAGAUACAUUAAAAAAUGCCCAGCUUUCUCCAUUCUUAACUGAAUUUUAUAGUUCUGUAUAGCUUGUGAUGGUGUGUAUUUUUAUAGCUGCCUUUGACAGAACUAGUUAAUUUGGUGUAUAUGAAUCUUUCUCAAAAAUUUCCUUUAAACUCUAGUUCCCGUGUACGCGAUUUUCUGCGGAGAAUUAAUCAAAUCGAAGGAUUUUUUUUUUAAUUUAGUGUAACUGCUAAUACCUGUAAUUGGCAGGUAAUGCAUAAAAAUUAAAGAGGGGAGAAUAAUUACUUAGUUUGAUUACAGGGCUAUAAACACCUCGUUCAACAUAUUUAAUGGACAGUGCUAUGUCUGUGUAUUCUGUUGCCUUUUUUUUUACUUCCUUUUUGCCAUCAAAGUGAGACUACAAUUGACUAUUUGUUCUCCUAACUUGUUUUGCAUAAUACUCCUAUUGUUUACCUUCUAUAAGUUUUUCAUGUAAUAAUUGCCUUUGCAAAACUGGAUAAAAUGCCAACUUCGUUUAUGGGAAAAAUUGUUCUCUCAUUUUUGUUUGCUGUUUAAAUAGAGUUUUUAAAAAGACUUAACCAGGCUCUCUAACACGUUUCUAGUUAUUUUCCUAUUUCUACCUUGUGUUUUACUUAGGCUUCUUAUAAAGCAUGUUAAGUAGCAUGGCAGUCAUAAUAAUCACUCUAACAUUGCCAAAGAACUCUUGAUUGGUUUGGGAAAACCCUGGGUCUAUGUGUUUGUAGGUUUUGUAUUAUUUUUGACAACCAAAAGUAGAAAUAAAAUUAGAACUGUAUUUUAAGUUCUAAUUACUUGCAUUAUUUAUUGGUCUUAAGCGACAACUCUUAGAGAACCUUGGGAAUAUAAGUUGAAAUAUUUGACUUAACCUGUGCCAAUAACUUAAAUAUACAGCCAGCCAGUUGGAAGUCUGGGAAGAGGGAAAGAGGUGAGAUUGGAGAGCAAGUUUAACUAAAAGGCUAGAG